Molecule: messenger RNA, 2309 nt
Organism: Salmo salar (Atlantic salmon)
Lineage: Eukaryota; Metazoa; Chordata; Actinopteri; Salmoniformes; Salmonidae
Product: transmembrane protein 9B
Biological process (GO): positive regulation of canonical NF-kappaB signal transduction
Cellular component (GO): lysosomal membrane
Source: RefSeq, a predicted model, not a curated record
UCUUUAUAAAGUUAACAUUUUAAAAGGUUAGGGCAGGUUCAGGGCGACAGACGUUUACCUUGUCAGCUGGGACAUUCGAUCUUGCAAUCUUUCGGUUGCUAGUCCAGCGCUCUAACCACUAGGCUACAUGACUCCCUGGCUAUCUGCCGUAACCUUUUAAAAUGUUAACUUUAUAAAGAUAAAUAGUAAUGGCGUCUUUUUGUAGGCUCUAACUCCGCUAUGGUUUGUCGUAUGGUUUUUGGAUAAACGACAAAAAAUAAGGUAUGUUGAAAACACAGGUUUAGGAGAUUUUAUACGCUUUGUUCUAUGAGAUAAUCUAAGAGGGGUAUGUACGUCCCAAGGAUUCAGGAUAGCAAGGACCCUCACAGAAAGGCCAUCAUUGCUAUAUGUUUUUGUUCCGACAAGCUGUUUACCUGGGGAAUACUAUUUACGCGCACAGGAAGAGAUGUCAUGCAGUUGUCAGCUGAUCAGUCGAAGGAAAUGUUUGAUGCUAGCAGAGGAAUUGUUGUCAGUUAAAAAAAACGUGUAUCUGAUUUCGGUAUAUCGUUUCUCCAGUUUCUUAGUAGCGUGUAUUCUGGUACUUCAACAUAGAAAAAUGAUGUCGAGCGUUGCCUUCAAGCUACUCUCUCUUGUUGGUUUGUUAUUGAUGUCAACACAGACGACGGAUGCGAAGAAUUCAGAGGAUAUCCGGUGUAAAUGUACCUGCCCACCGUACAGAGACAUCGAUGGACAGAUCUACAAACAAAAUGUAUCUCUAAAGGAUUGUAACUGCCUUCAUGUUGUGGAGCCAAUGCCAGUUGAUGGAAAGGAUGUGGAGGCGUACUGUCUGCGUUGUGAAUGCAAAUAUGAGGAGAGGAGUUCUGGAACUAUCAAGGUGACUAUCAUAAUCUACCUGUCCAUCCUGGGCCUGCUGUUCCUCUACAUGGUGUACCUGACCCUGCUGGAGCCCAUGCUAAAGAGGAGGCUCUUUGGACACUCACAGCUUCAGAAUGAUGAUGAUGUCGGGGACCAGCAGCCUUUCGCCAACGCCCACAACGUAUUGUCUCGUUCGGCCUCUCGCCCCAACAUGCUGAACAAAGUGGAGCACGCUCAGCAGCGCUGGCGGAGGCAGGUCCAGGAACAGAGGAAGUCUGUGUUUGACCGCCACGUGGUGCUUAGCUAAACCCAUCCCCAGGAAACAAAAACCCUGGGUGAAGCAAAAAAUGUUACUGUGACUGGGUGUUCCCUCCUUUUUUUUUUUUUGUCUGAUUCUUUCCCCAACUUCCGAGCUUCAUCCUUAUUUGUGUUUUGUUCCUCAACUGGACCUGUAUUUCCUGAAAUGUGAUCAUAUAGCUCUAUGUAUUCAGGAGGUGAUCAUAAAGGGUCUCUACAUCAGUAGGUUGAAGUGGGGUGUUGCAUCUGAGACCUUUGGCUUAAGAUAAUGCUAGUGUCUGUAUUACUUUUUAUACUUUCUGAUUUAAUAAUACUAAUAGAAAGUUAGAUGUUACAGAAAAAACAAAAAAUCAUACCAAAAUGAAUCACUCAAACUAAUGAAAACGUCUACAAUAAAUGUAACAUCUGCUACCUAAACUACAGAAGAUGGGAAUGAGUUGGAAACAGUAGAAAUGUGUAACAUCAGUCUCUUGUCAAAAAGCAUGUUUUUUUAAGAAGUGAUGUAUAAACUUAUUUACAACCUUUUACCCUAAACAACAGUUGAUGUACAGACGUAUGCAUUUCAUUGUGUGUUGACUGUGUUGUGAACACUCCUGUAUCAUGUUCUCCUGUAAGGCUAAGUAUAAUAUAGCAUUUGGGAGACAUUUUGACUGUUAACCUAUCAUCCAAUGGUACAUUUAAUGUAAACAUUAGUCCUCUCCUUUGAAUAUAUGUGUGUUACUGUAGUCAGAGCCCUCAGCUGUCACUGUCUAGAGUAGAUAUACACCAUCUCUGCACCUUGCUUGUUUUGUUUUCAGUUUCUACUCCUCUCCAUUUAGAUACAUUUGACAUGAAUCACACAUUAAUGAGAUCCUCCUUUAUUCAAACUUUAAAUAUCUGUCAUUGUCUUAUGUUAGACAGUAUUGAGGCCACCAUCUGUCUUUUACACUGACGUAGAACAUUUUCUAAUGAUCAUUUGGGAUAGCUUGGGUGGUUGUAAAGUGGGUAGAAAAUGCUACUGUUGGGUGACCUAAUGAAAGUGUUAAAUCUUAUCUGUGAUAACAUCACAUUUGAAAUACAUUCCUGUAAUAUUUAUAAUGCUUUUGUUUAAUGCUGACAAUGUCAAAUUCCUGGACCAUCCUCCAGGAGUCGUGCUUCAACAUAAAGGGUAAAAUACA